UUGCACAAGUGAAGUGCAAUUUUAGCCUCGCAGACGGAAAAACCGUACAGAGUUCAUUGACCAUGGGAGCUAACAGCAUUUCCAAUAGAUCCUCGAAGAAACGAUACGGCGGUUUUUUUCUUGACGCUCUUCGAAGAGGCAGAAAAUGUGGACAGGCGAAAAUAAUAACCUCAACGCCCAACAAAGAUGAACUAGAGGAGUCGAUUAAUGUUUCAUGCGAUAAGGUCACAGGAAAGAUAAUAACCAACGAAGCUGCUCCAGGCUCUUCGAACGCGCCUAAAAGGAAAAGACAAAACCGUUUGUCAACUUCAUCGUCAUCUUCUCAGUCGCAGCCUGCUAUUGUAAACGACAAAUCAGAUGAUGACGAACUGUUUCUGAAAAAAAAACCUCAACUGUACGCGAUGAAGCGGUGCAUUGUCGAUGCGGAGAUGCCAUGA
This is a messenger RNA of Acanthoscelides obtectus, 437 nucleotides long. The record is from the annotation of a GenBank genome assembly. NCBI's taxonomy places the organism in Eukaryota, Metazoa, Arthropoda, Insecta, Coleoptera, Chrysomelidae.